Ziziphus jujuba (common jujube) is the source of this 987-nucleotide messenger RNA. RefSeq names its product vacuolar protein-sorting-associated protein 37 homolog 1. Gene Ontology annotation, biological process: ubiquitin-dependent protein catabolic process via the multivesicular body sorting pathway; protein targeting to membrane; protein targeting to vacuole. Bases 88 to 786 code for a protein of 232 amino acids. The record is from RefSeq and is a predicted model, not a curated record. NCBI's taxonomy places the organism in Eukaryota, Viridiplantae, Streptophyta, Magnoliopsida, Rosales, Rhamnaceae. The transcript has 8 exons. Gene Ontology annotation, cellular component: ESCRT I complex.
AUAAAUUUCUUGGUUUCGAGGGUUUCGAUUCUACUAUUUUAAUUUGACGGAGUUAAUUGGUCGGACUAUUUAGACGCUCUCCAAGCCAUGUUUAAAUUCUGGGGAUCACAGGAGCAACAACCUGAGCCACAUCAACAGGAUAAUUCUUCACAGUCUUGGUAUCCUCCAUCCGUCCUUAGCUCCCCGGGCUCUUCUCGUCCUUCAACACCAAGUAGCAACUCUUCUAGCAGCUUCAGUUUACAAAGGUCUACUGAAAGACCACAGUCUCCAGCUCAUAUUUCACCUGCUGAAGCAGCGGGUGUGAUUGCUGUUUUGAAGGAUAAGAGUGUUGACGAGUUAAGGAAGCUUUUGUCUGACAAGGAUGCAUACCAUCAAUUUUUACUUUCAAUCGAUCAGGUUAAAAUUCAAAAUAAUCUCAGAGAUGAACUUCGCAAAGAAACACUGCAGCUAGCAAGGGAGAACUUGGAAAAGGAACCAUGCAUUAUGGAGCUCAGAAAUCAGUGCAGAAUUAUUAGAACAACAGAGUUGGCUGCUGCCGAGGAGAAGCUACAUGAGCUUGAGAGACAAAAGGAAGAAACGUUGAGGUUCUGUUCCCCUGCUUCCCUUCUCCAAAGGCUUCAAGAUGCAAUGAACAAGACAGAUGAGGAAUCUGAAAAUCUGCACAAGCAGCUUCUUGAUAGGGAGAUCGAGCUCGGUCCUUUUGUGCAGAAAUACAAGAAGCUUCGCACCACUUACCACAAGCGAGCACUCAUUCAUCUUGCAGCUAAAUCAAGUUCACUCAGUUGAAUUGAUAUUACACAAAGAUGUAUACUUGGAACACACUGAAAUCUUACUUGCAGUUUCAAUGUAUUGGCUGGAUAAACAUGAUUGUCUGUGUAUUAUUUGGUUAAAUAUUUUCUCUUUGCUAGUAUAUCAGUUUUGACAGUACUUGUUCAUAUAAGUUCAACAUUCAUCGUGGUAUAGUGUUAUAUAGUUUAAAUUUCAUCA